AUGGACGACUUCCCAUGGGAACAGGUGGAUUCCGGCAACCUGGAGAGUCUGCAGGUCGUUCUCUUCUCGAGUUCGACUGCUCGCAGAAUCCGUGCUCUCCAGGAGCUCCGCGAUAGAAUUGCUUCCAACUUACCAUCUCAAGCGCGCCAGCCUGUCAUUGGCCUUCUGUUCAAGACUUAUCCUCGUUAUGUCGAUCGUCCCUCUCGUCAAGCCGUUCAACAAUGCCUUCGAGAGCUGCUCAAGGCUCCGGUGCCGACCGAUGAUCUGAAAUACUUCAUCCAGAAAUUGCAGAUUGAAGCCGCGAAACCUGCACUGGCUCCCGGUCCCGCUUUGGUCCUGGUAGAAUGGUGCUCAAUUGUGCUACAGAUUUUGGCUGAAGACCCCGAGGCGCCGCUGUCUGCCGCUCUGGACACGAUCGCCGUCGAUGCCAAAGCUCUGGAUACCUGCCUGGCCGCCGCUGGUCCCAAGCAGGCUGUGAAGAUAUCCGCUUUUCGAGUCACCAGACGUGCGCUACGUGCUGUCUUCUCUUCCGCUACCUGGGGUGAAGACGUAAUCCGUCAGGCUGUUCAGCGGUUGACCAGCGACGCUGCCACCGGACAGAAAAACGCACCAUUCCUUGGCGUCAUCUCCGGAGUCUGCGCUCGACUCCCGACUAAGAAGCCAAUCCUAGAGGAGCAAAAGAAAGCCAUUAUCGCCUACUACAUCAAGGAACUGGUCGGAGCCAAGUCUGCUCCGCCCUCUCAUAUCGCCGAUGCCUUGGGUGACUUCUUUGUCGCAUUUGUUACCUACGAAGACGUUGCCUCCGAGUUGAUACCGCCGUUUGAGAAGGCCAUGUUGCGAUCACCUGAGGUGGUUUUCAGCGGCUUGCUCCCAUCCCUCUGCUCCUCGCUACCAGCGGAUUUCGAUCUUGCGGAGCUUCUUCAUGCUCGACUCUUGAAGCACUUGCUGUCGAGUAUGAAGUCAGCCAACCCAGCAAUCAGACAAGGCGCCGUUCGCUCCUUCGAGGCGUUACUAUCGAAGUCUAAGAGCGACAGCCUUCUGCUCAAGUUUACAAGCGAAGUUGUUGGUCCUUUGAAGACCCAGAAAAUUACCAAUCCCGAACAACGUGCUGUGUACGCUCAAGCCAUUGCAGCUAUCCUUCCUUCUGUCGAUAUCGCGAAAGAAGUGGUCCAGGGUCUCGUUCCGGUAUUCUCGCGUGAAUCCAAUGAAGCCGCCUUGGAGGAGGAGAUUAAAUCGUUUUGCAAGCAUCUGACAUUCCUUCUUCACUCCAAAGUAAAAGUCAACGACGAUGUCAUCAACGCUAUCGUCAAAGGGUCCUCCGAUAAGCGGGUACCCUUCAAGAAGCUUUGGCAGCUCAAUGUCAGUCAAGUUUUUUGGGAGGUCGAAGCUUCGACCUUGGCGAGUGCCGAGAUUGAGCCCCUUGUUAACAAGUACCUGGCUAAAAUGAAAGAACUAUAUACUGAGGUCUUCUCCAACCCGUUGCCUUCUGCUCAGGGUGGAUCUUUGUCUACAGCUCAUAUCUACCUUGCCCUUCUGGAGCGCUCGGCUCCCCUUGCAAGCUUCGAUAAGGCCGCAUGGGACGAUACUGUAGCGCAAGCGAUGGUGCUCAACCCAAAGCCAUCAUUCUUGCUCAACCCCAGGGCAUACUCCAAGCUGGCCUCUCAGGCUGAAAUUCAGUGGGCGGUAAGGGCACUUGCUGCAGUCACCACAAGCUCUAAGUUCGAAGGCGCCGAAGAUACAGCCAAGACUGCGUGGGCUCAGGCUUUCAUCUACAGCGUCACUGCACCUGGACUUCACACUAGCUUCCGUGACGAAUCUGCUCGUGCAUUGACCCAAGCUUACUUGGAGAAUGUGGCCAGCGUCGGCCGGAUCAUUAUCAACGGAUUAUGGGCUUGGAUUCUUGCAUUCAGAACAGGCGAAAAGGAAUCUGCACCAAUCUCCGCGGGUCCUGAAAGCGAAAGACAUCUGCAUCUCGUGGUGAAGGCCAUUUGCCCGUCCUCUUCUACCUUGCAGGCAGUGGGAAACAUCACAGCCGACCUGAAGAGUCAGCUUGUUGAAUUGCUUCUCCUUGCUCGGCCUGAGUUGAUUCCGAAUGCGCCCUGGAUUUCUCUGUGUCUUAGAACCGGCACUGAUCCGGGUGAUUUGGUGCGCGAGUUCGCAGACCACUGCUUGAAGCAACUGACUCGCGUGCAGGAGGACCCUGUUCAAUCCAAGAUUCCUCAACUGAACGCCGCUAUCUGGAGCGCAGCUGGUGAACUGGCCUUUGUGGCUCCCGAUGCUAUGGUACCUCGUCUCGUCACUCAGAUUCAGGAGGACUUGGAUGUAUCUCGUGUUUCAAAGUUCACACCAACCGAUGUCGCCAUUGCACGUACUCCUGAGGGAACCAUGUUCGUUGAUGUUCUUAGCACCAAGUCAAAGCCUACUUUUGACAAGAACAACAAAGACUAUAACAUUCUCAAGUGGGAGGAAGAACUACGGGUGCAGUUGGCGGAAAAGAAGGGCCAAAAGCCGAAGAAGCUUACUGCUGAUGAGCAGGCCAAGGUCAAAGCUCAGCUUGCCAAGGAGUCCAAAAUCCGCGAAGAGGUCCUUGAGGAGAUCAAGAAGGUCGAAAGGGGAACUGGAAUUAUUCAAGGCCUUGCUAGUGGCCCGGCGAUCGAUGCAGACGGUUGGAUCAACCCUGCUGUGAGCGCCUUGCUCGCACUGGCAGAAGCUGGUGCAGGCUUGUUCGCUGGUGAUGUAGUCUCCAAAGCCUAUAUCAAGUGCUCAGAGAAGCUCUCCUCACGCCUAGGUCCGUUGCGGCCCUUCGUGGGUGUCGCAACCCUUCGCGCGAUUGGCCAAAGCCAUCUGCCACCCGAAAUGGAAGCGGAGUCGCUCGGACAACUCGUGACCAGGAUUCUUUAUCGCUUGCGCUUUGCAUCUGAGCAACGUCCUCUUGAUAUCUCGUCGCUGGCAUACGUCCUUCCCUUGCUCUUCUUGAUCCUCAGUCGAAAUGGAAUUGAGGAACAGAAAGGAGAAGAGGAGGGCGAACAAGUACUCCUUGCCAUCGAAGUCUUAUCCUUCCAUUCAAGCUCCUUUGCCGACGAGCGCCUUCCUCGAGUUGAGGUCCUGAACCACUUGCUCUCCUCAAUGCAAAGGUAUACUCAACACUAUAAGCUCAUUAAGGACACUCUUUUCGAUUUCUGUCGUUCGAUCUCGCCCAAUAUCUCCAAGGACGAACUGGAUGUUUUGUUGAAGGGCACCAUUGUUUCUGAGGUGUCCGUUCGUACAUCUGUCUUACAGGUUAUCGAAUCUGAGAUUGACUUGAUCGACCUCGACUUCUCCGAGCACAUCUGGCUCGAAUGUCAUGAUCACGUGGAGGAAAACGCAGAAAUCGCUGAGACUAUUUGGGAAGAAAAUGCGCUCGAGGUCGAUGACUCCUCGUAUGGAAAGAUUAUUCCCUAUCUCGCCUCCAAGGAUUCGCAUCUUCGCGGCGCUGCGGCUCGUGCCUUGGCCCAUGCUAUUGAGUCAAACCCACCUAUCUUCGGUGAAAUCGUCUCGGAGCUUCAGUCCAAGUAUGCAGUCGAGAUCCAGCCUAAAGUUCCCGAGAAGGACAGUUACGGAAUGCCCAAGAAGAUGGACAUGACCGACCAUUGGGAGUUCCGUAGUGGUAUUGCUCUUGCAUUUGGUGCCAUGACCAAUCUGUUUGAAGGCAAGCAGGUUGUUGAGUUCCUUCGCUUCCUGAUUGAAAGAGGCCCAUUGAUCGACAAGAGCUCUGUGGUGAGAUCCCAGAUGGCGGAGAGUGGUCGGUCCGUCAUCGGCGCACGUGGCCAGCAGGCGGUGGAGGAGUUGAUGCAACUUUUGGAAACUACGUUGGAAACAUCUGACAAAGGAAGUGAGACUUCCGACCUGCUCAAUGAGGCAGUGGUCGUUCUGUACGGAUCCUUGGCCCAGCAUCUCAAGGCCGACGAUCCUCGUCUGCAGACGGUCCUCAAGAAACUCCUGGGCACUCUUCCUACGCCUUCGGAAAGCGUACAGUCUGCAGUCUCCGGAUGUUUGCCACCUCUCAUCCGACUCUGUGGCCCUCAACAAAGCGGACAGUAUGUCAAGGAGAUGCUGGAUCAACUCCUACAGUCCAAGAAGUAUGCUACGCAACGUGGUGCAGCCUAUGGCCUUGCUGGUAUCGUCAGCGGUAGAGGUAUCUCCACUCUGCGAGAAUUCCAGGUUAUGGCUCAUCUUCAGGAUGCUUCAGAGAACAGAAAGGAGCCGCAUCAGAGACAGGGUGCUCUGUUGGCAUAUGAAUUGUUUGCGACCAUUCUUGGUCGGACUUUCGAACCAUAUGUUAUUCGGAUUGUCCCGCAACUCCUCGCCAGUUUUGGAGAUGUGAAUGCAGAUGUCCGUGAUGCCUGCCUCGAUGCAGCAAAGGCCUGCUUCUCAAAUCUCAGCUCGUACGGUGUCAAGCAGAUUCUUCCCACCCUCCUUGACGGUCUUGAUGACACACAAUGGCGCAGUCAAAAGGGGGCCUGCGAUCUUCUAGGAGCAAUGGCUUACCUGGAUCCCCAGCAGUUAGCGGCUAGCUUGCCCGACAUUAUCCCUCCGCUGACAGUGGUCUUGAACGACACGCACAAGGAGGUGCGCAAUGCCGCCAACCGCAGUUUGCAGCGCUUCGGUGAAGUCAUCAGUAACCCUGAAGUUAAGAGCCUUGUCAACGUACUCCUCAAGGCGCUGAGCGACCCCACUAAAUACACUGACGAGGCUCUCGAUUCACUUAUCAAGGUCUCCUUCGUCCACUAUCUUGAUGCACCAUCCUUGGCUCUCGUCGUUCGUAUCCUCGAGCGCGGUCUCGGUGACAGGUCGAACACGAAACGCAAAUCUGCGCAGAUUAUUGGCAGCUUGGCUCAUCUCACGGAGCGCAAAGAUCUUAUUUCGCACCUUCCAAUCAUUGUCUCUGGUCUUCAGUUGGCUAUCGUUGAUCCUGUGCCCACCACCCGCGCUACUGCCUCCAAAGCCCUGGGUUCACUUAUCGAGAAGCUUGGAGAAGAUGCUCUUCCCGAUCUCAUCCCCAACCUCAUGACUACACUCAAAUCAGAUACCGGUGCUGGUGACAGAUUGGGAUCCGCGCAGGCUCUUUCGGAGGUUCUGGCUGGAUUGGGUACAACCAGACUCGAGGAGACGCUGCCUACCAUUUUGCAGAAUGUCAGCAGCUCGAAGCCAUCUGUUCGCGAAGGCUUCAUGACUCUCUUCAUCUUCCUGCCCGCUUGCUUCGGAAAUAGCUUCGCUUCCUAUCUGAGCAAGAUCAUUCCCCCAAUUCUUUCGGGUUUGGCUGAUGACGUCGAAUCUAUCCGUGAGACGUCCCUCAAGGCCGGUCGCCUGCUGGUCAAGAAUUUCUCUUCCAAGGCCAUCGACCUGCUUCUGCCAGAGCUUGAGCGGGGUCUCGCAGACGAUAGCUACCGCAUCAGAUUGAGUUCCGUUGAGCUUGUUGGUGAUCUUCUCUUCAGUAUCACUGGUAUCACGGCCAGGACAGAUGCGGAAGAGGAAGCGGAGGAAGCCGCUCAAGCUGGACAGUCGCUUCUCGAAGUCCUUGGAGAGGAGAGGAGGAACAAGGUCUUGUCUGCGCUCUUCAUCUGUCGCUGCGAUACAUCAGGGCUUGUCAAGAGUGCUGCGAUGGGUGUCUGGAAGUCGCUUGUCGCCUCCCCCAAGACCCUCAAGGACAUGGUGCCAACUCUAUCUCAACUCAUCAUCCGCCGCCUUGGCUCUUCUAACAUGGAGCACAAGGUCAUUGCUAGUAACGCUCUGGGAGACCUCAUCAAGAAGGCAGGAGAGUCUGUUCUCGCGACUCUGCUUCCUACGCUCGAGGAAGGUCUUCAGUCAUCUCCUGACGUGGAUGUCAGACAGGGUAUUUGCAUUGCUUUGAGAGAGCUUAUCGCCUCUGCUUCCCCUGAGGCCCUCGAAGAUUACGAGAAGAUCCUUAUCUCAACCGUUCGGGUGGCUCUGGUCGAUCACGAUGAAGAUGUUCGCGAGGCUGCAGCCGAAGCGUUCGACGCUUUGCAACAGAUCUUGGGCAAGAAGGCUGUCGACCAGGUUCUUCCUCAUCUCCUGCUCCUCCUGAGAAACAACGAAGAGGCAGAGCAAGCGCUGUCGGCACUCUUGACGCUUCUCACCGAGCAGACACGGGCCAACAUAAUCCUACCGAACCUCAUCCCUACUCUUCUCACUUCUCCUAUCUCAGCAUUCAAUGCCCGGGCUCUCGCCUCCCUGGCCGAAGUGGCAAGCAGCGCUAUGACACGCAGACUGCCUACGAUCCUCAACUCCCUGAUGGACAAUAUUGUAUCAACGACUGACGAGGAACUCCGACAGGAGUUGAGCAGCGCUUUUGAUACAAUCUUGGUAUCUGUUGAUGAAUAUGACGGCCUCAAUGUGAUGGUGAAUGCCAUGAUGACUCUAAUGAAGCACGACGAUCACGUUCGUCGUACUAACGCGGCACUUCACCUUAAGAACUUCUUUGCCAAUGCCGAGAUGGAUUACUCCAGAUACCAUCAAGAUCUGAUCCGCGUCCUGCUCGUCUCUUUCGACGACAGGGACAAGAGUGUUGUGAAGGCCGCAUGGGCGGCGCAGAGUGAACUCACGUCUCAUCUGCGUAAAGAAGAGAUGGAGGUACUUACCAUCCCUACACGCCAGGUGUUGCGUGGUGUGGGUGUUCCUGGCGCCAAUCUUCCAGGCUUCAGCCUCCCUAAGGGUAUCACUGCUAUUCUGCCGAUCUUCUUGCAGGGUCUUCUCAAUGGAAGUGUUGAGCAGCGUACGCAAGCCGCUCUUGCCAUCAGUGAUAUCAUUGAUCGCACGGGUGCAGAUUCUUUGAAGCUGUUUGUCACCCAGAUCACGGGUCCCCUUAUCCGUGUUGUGUCUGAGCGGUCGGUGGACAUCAAAUGUGCUAUCUUCUUUACACUUAACAAACUACUGGAAAAGAUCCCGUUGGCUGUUAAGCCAUUCCUGCCCCAGCUUCAGCGAACGUUUGCCCGUGGUCUGGCCGAUUCCACCAGCGAGACUCUGCGCAACAGGGCUGCCAAGGGUCUUGGAAUCUUGAUUACUUUGACACCUAGGGUCGACCCUCUGAUUGCAGAGCUCAUUACUGGCACAAAGACACCCGACAUUGGGGUUAGAAAUGCAAUGAUGAAGGCUCUUCAAGAAGUUGUCGGCAAGGCCGGUGCCAACAUGAGCGAGGCUUCGAAGAACGCUAUUCUUGCCCUCAUCGACGACGAUGCCAGCGAUCAGACUGACGCCGUGGCUAUCACCAAUGCCAAGUUGCUCGGUGCUUUGGUCAAGGUGCUUCCACCCGCUACUGCAGGCCCACUCAUCAAGAACCGAGUCCUGACCGCAAACCUCUCCCACUCUUCGAUUCUGGGACUUAACGCUUUGCUUGUUGAGGCACCGUCAUCUUUGACCGAACACUUUGCUACCGAGACACAAGCAGUCAUCUGCCAGGGUGUUACCAACAAGGAUCCUUUCAUUUCCGACAACAGCGUCUUGGCUGCGGGCAAGUAUCUGUUGAUUGAGGACGAGCAUCGCAACUUUGAAGUCAACAAAGUUAUCUUCGAAGCCCUGGCGCCUUGCAUCCAGCCCGGCGCGCCCUCGGACACCCGGAGAUUGGCGUUAGUUGUCAUGCGGACCGUUAGCCGACUUCAUCCGGAGUUGACACGGCCGCAUCUGGCUCUUCUUGCGCCCCCGAUCUUCGCUAGUGUGCGCGACAUGGUCAUUCCGGUGAAGUUGGCGGCGGAGGCUGCCUUCCUUGCGAUUUUCUCUGUGGUGGAGUCUGAAGGCGCCGUGUUCGAGAAGUACAUGGCUGGACCGGGGGCUGAGCUUCCGCCGGGCCCCAAGCGGAGCAUGUCGGACUACUUCAAGCGCGUUGCCUUGCGUCUGGCAAGUCAGGCUAGGGAAAGAAAGGAGGCGGAAGGUGGACAGGGUGGCCUCGGCCUGUCCAAUGAUGAGGUUGAUGACGAGAAGGAAUUGUGGAGCAUUGGCAAGGUCGACCUUGGGGAAGGGGCCUUUGGGGAUGAGGUCAACCUUCGCACCCAGAAGCGCCUCGCGGCCUCCGUGGUCGGCUGCGGCAAGCGCAAGAUUUGGCUCGACCCCAAUGAGAUGAAUGAGAUCUCCAACGCCAACUCCCGCCAGACCAUCCGCAAGCUCGUCAGCGAUGGCCUCAUCAUCCGCAAGCCCGUCACCAUGCACUCCCGCGCCCGCGCCCGUGAGCUCGCCGCCGCCCGCAGAAUCGGCAGACACCGUGGUCUGGGUAAGCGCAAGGGUACCAAGGAGGCUCGUAUGCCCAGCCAGAUUCUCUGGAUGCGCCGCAUGCGUGUUCUCCGUCGCCUGCUCGUCCGCUACCGUGCCUCCGGCAAGAUCGACAAGCACCUCUACCACGAGCUCUACCACCUGAGCAAGGGUAACACCUUCAAGCACAAGCGUGCCCUCAUCGAGCACAUCCAGAAGGCUAAGGCUGAGAGACACCGUGAGCGUGUCCUCAAGGAGGAGAUGGACGCUAAGCGUGCCAAGAACAAGGCUCUCCGUGAGCGCCGCUUGGAGCGCAAGGAGGCCAAGCAGAACGCUCUCGUCGCUGAGGCCCAGGAGUAA
Molecule: messenger RNA, 8598 nt
Organism: Aspergillus homomorphus CBS 101889
Lineage: Eukaryota; Fungi; Ascomycota; Eurotiomycetes; Eurotiales; Aspergillaceae
Product: 60S ribosomal protein L19
Exons: 10
Coding region: 1-8598 (2865 amino acids)
Biological process (GO): translation; regulation of translation; cellular response to amino acid starvation
Cellular component (GO): cytosol; ribosome; cytosolic large ribosomal subunit
Molecular function (GO): protein kinase regulator activity; structural constituent of ribosome
Source: RefSeq, a predicted model, not a curated record